AUGUCUUCAACCGAGCCUUCCGCCAUCGAGCAGGGCGAGCUUCUCCAGGCCGCCGCGUAUGCUGAGCCGCCUAUCACGCCGAGGAACCUCGCCCUGAGCCUUAUGGUCAUUGUCUUAGUCACUGCCACCAUAGCCACAAUAGUCGUUGGCUUACGAGUCUAUGUUCGAGGAUGGAUGGGCAGGAAGACGCAUAACUGGGGCUGGGACGAUGCUUCCGCUGUUCUAGGCUACCUCGCUUUCUUCUCCAGCAGUAUUUUCGCCAUUAAAGCUGCCCACUACGGGCUGGGCACGCCGGACGCCGACCUUAACCCUUAUCUGAUGGUCCGAUGCGCCGAAUACUUGCUCUACUCGCAGGUACUAUAUGGCGUGUCGAUGCCCUUCAUAAAAGCAUCAGUUGUGCUCACUCUAGUACGCAUCACUACGAAGAGAGGGUACCGCUGGGCCUUGUAUGGCAUGCAACUGGUGGCUAGCAUCAUGGCCGUGGUAGGCGUUUUGGCUUCCCUACUUUACUGCAGACCCGUGCGAGCAUACUGGAACCCUCUUCUGGGAACGUGCGGCAACUAUAUGACCGUGGUCAACAUCGGAUAUGCCUGGACGGCAGUAGGGAUAGUAACUGACUGGAUGUGCGCUACUAUCCCUUACUUCAUUGUACGCAACCUGCAGAUGUCCAGGCGAGCAAAGACUACGGUCAUGACUAUUCUGGGCCUAGGUGCUGUUGCCUCGGCAGCCACAAUUGUUCGCGCGCCUUAUUUGCAAUACUAUCUCGUCGAGACAGACCGGCUCUAUUGGAACGGCCACAUUUCUAUCUGGUGUCAGGUCGAGAGCGGUCUUGGCCUUAUCGCAACUUCCCUUCCCGCUCUUCAUCAGUUAUUCCGCAGAUAUCUUGAAACCUCUCGUUACGCGUCCGGCUCCGGGUCCGGAAGCCGGCCCGUCGGUUACGGUUCUCAGGGCGACACUCUCAACAGUCCUACAGAACAGAGUGUGCCCAUGGAUACCUUCGGCAGCCGCGCCAAGACUUCUGUUAUUGGGGGCAAGUGGGAUAGCAAGUGGGAACGGCUAUCCGACGACAACUCCAGCGAAAGGCAUAUCAUCCAAGAGCGGACGAUUUCUGUUGAGACAGAAAGUACUACCUUCGACGACAAGCACGGUUCGAAGGUGUAA
Molecule: messenger RNA, 1161 nt
Organism: Neoarthrinium moseri
Lineage: Eukaryota; Fungi; Ascomycota; Sordariomycetes; Amphisphaeriales; Apiosporaceae
Exons: 3
Coding region: 1-1161 (386 amino acids)
Source: RefSeq, a predicted model, not a curated record